Branchiostoma belcheri (Belcher's lancelet) is the source of this 2680-nucleotide messenger RNA. RefSeq lists its product as uncharacterized. Gene Ontology annotation, biological process: G protein-coupled receptor signaling pathway; gamma-aminobutyric acid signaling pathway. Gene Ontology annotation, molecular function: G protein-coupled GABA receptor activity. The record is from RefSeq and is a predicted model, not a curated record. The coding region runs from base 524 to 2680 and encodes 718 amino acids. The transcript is spliced from 9 exons. Lineage: Eukaryota; Metazoa; Chordata; Leptocardii; Amphioxiformes; Branchiostomatidae. Gene Ontology annotation, cellular component: membrane; G protein-coupled receptor heterodimeric complex.
ACAGCUCGGUGACUUUGUUAGUCGAUAGGCCACACGAAGAUGACCGAAUCGUGCCGAAUUUUCCCGAUGUCUUGCCGACGAGGGCCGAAUGUCUCCGAUGUGGACGUCCGAGUUAGUCAGCACCACAGAACGCCACACGAGUAGCUCAGGCGUGCAACGGACGGUCGGAUAUCGUCUGAGGGAAACGUCAAUCAUUACCGCGGUUGAAGUCGGGUUUUUUCCGUGUACAGAACAGACAUUCGGGUCUUCUCAAACGCAUUUUUGGCGACUGAAUCAGCGAAAUGGACUGUUAGUCGGAUUUUUUCCCUCCAAAAAUCAGUCUUUUCAGCUAUCGUCUCAGUCUUGUACCAUAAUAACUGAGGAAAUCCUUUAAUCCAACGAGGGCUGGUGCAUAGCUAGCUAACCACGUAGAAUUCCAGGCCAGGACCCAAGCAACUGAGCUAAAAAAAGGCGGGAACUGUGUGAGAGAAAAUCAGACGACAAUUUGACAGAAACUUGAAAUUGCCCGCGGGGAACGAGAGCUAUGGAACAAGACCACCUGAGGAACGAGUCUGAGGUACAGCAUGUGGAUGUGCGGACCAUCACCCCCGCGCUGUUUGGAGUGGUAUGUUCCUUCGCCAUGAUGGGAAUCGUCCUGGCAAUCGCCAUCUUGGUUUUCAAUGUCAAACUUCGGCAGCAGCGACUCAUAAAGAUGUCAAGUCCGAACUUGAACAACCUGAUAAUUGGCGGGAGUUUGUUACUUUACGGCGCCGCCAUCUUGUUUGGCCUGGACCGUUCUUUGGUGGGAAGUUCGGAUAGAGCCCUACUGCACCUUUGUCAGGUCAGGACGUGCUGUGUGGUGGUCGGCUUCACCCUUGUUUACGGUUCUCUCUUCAGUAAGACUUGGCGAGUCUACAGAAUAUUUCGCAGCUCAACAGCGAAGCGUAUGGUCAUUCGGGACGACAAGCUCUUCGCAACCGUGGCAGUGAUCCUGCUAGUUGACGUCCUCAUACUCGGGCUCUGGUUUGGUCUGGACCCUCUGAAAUGGGAAACUGUAGGAGUCCCAGUAAGAAAGACGUUGGACACAGUGUCGGAUAGCGUAGCGACAACAAACGUCAUCUGGGUACAGAGAUGUUACUCGGACAACACUGAAGUCUGGAUCUCAGUAUUUUACAUUCUAAAAGGUCUUCUGCUCCUGUACGGAACCUACCUGUCCUGGGCAACGCGGGGGGUCAACUUUCCCGCCAUGAACGACGCCAAGGCCAUCAUCCUGAGUAUCUACUGCUGCGUGGUGCUUGUCGGGAUUGCCACGCCCCUGACCUUUCACCUGGACCAAUGGCCUGACGCGGUGUACGCAUGCGUGGCAGGGGUGUUGGUCGGGUGUACGACCGUGACCUUGUGUCUGCUGUUUUUGCCUAAGGUAAAACUGUGGAAGGAAUGGACAAACAACAAAAGUUUGAAGAGUUUAGGAUCACCUCAGUUUCUCAACAAAUCAAGUCACCAAUGUAACAGCCCGCCUAAUCCAGCACCAGAGACUCCUAGCGGCCAGGCAAACCACUGCAACCACAGCAAAGAUGGCGCCGACGGUAACCUAGCAACGGGAGCGAAAGAGGACGCGUUGUCAUCGAAAAGAGCCAGUAGGACGUCACUGAUACUUGACACUGAGAUGGCGAAGUUACUUGAAGAGAACCGCACACUUAGAAAUCUCUUGAAAGAGAAGGAAACCAAUAUCAAGGCUUUGCAAGAGAGAGUGGCAUCAGCGAAGGAUAAACUGCUUAACCUAGUCGCCCAAGUGAAUCCAGAUAGCGGGUUUGAAUCAGCAUCUACUGUACAGCGCGAGGACAGCGUCGAGACCAACAAAGAAUCUACGAACAAAAUGGCCGCCAUGUUUCCUGGGGGUCAGAGGUCAGUUCUAACGCAUGCGCAGUCAAGAGACGUGCUAACCCAGCGGCAUGAUGGGAAAGGAAGUGCUAAAAUAUCAUCUACUUCCUCUUCGGACACGAGUAGCCUAUCAUGUACCAGGGAAGCAGCGAUGAGUUCUCCUGUUACCGCAACACCCAAUAGAACGCUGCGGUACAUCCAAGAGCAAGGCAACGCCAUCGCUGAGGAUCUCAAAUACGCGGACGGUUUGUUCACGAUGUCGUUGGACGCCAACGGUUACCCGCGCAAGGGCGACCGGGACUUGUACGACUUGUACCGAAGCGAGGGAGCCUGGGACGACUACUACUACGACCUCUCCGACUCGGAUUUAUCUGCAUACGACAUGAUGUCGGACGACUGUAACAGGACGACGACUUUUGGCGGGAGAACGCAGUCCACCAUCCUGACCGACAGUCGUCUGUCGCCCGUGUUUACCGGCAUGGGAAACCCCAAUUUCCGAUCACGUGACAGCCUGUCGUCUCUAUCGUCUGACGAUGACGACGAAGACGACCUGUUGAAAUUUUUCCCGCCGCCUCAGUCUAUUCUCAAAAACACCCCAGUACGUACUACUCAACCAACGCGUACUAACACACAAACUGUAGCUUCUAUCAACAGAGCAGGAACGUUUUCAAACUCGAACCAUGUCAACCCAUGGCAUAACAUGAAAAAAGCUAUAACCCCAAAUAGCGUAAAAUGCAACGUAAAACAGACAGGCAAGACCACGGAGUUAGUAUUAUCUCCCGUAGCAUUUUCGUCAUCAUACCAAGAUACAUUAGUUUAA